AUGCCGCAAUUACCUACCAACCCUACUCCAGACAAUGCCGAGAGGCACAAAUACCUAGUUGCAGCCAUCAGAUGGUCGUCCAAGGGCAGUUCUCAGGGACAAUUGGGGCAUCCGCUACUUCACCAGGCCUUUGCCAAUAAUUUGUGGAGAGAAAAGAACUAUGCUGGUUCGCGGUAUCAUUUUCUGCAUUCUGGAGAUGGAGAGGGGUGUGCAUCCAUGCUGAUUGAAUAUCACAUGAGAGAAGGAUAUCCUAGUGAAGUGGAUCUUUUCAUUGCACAAACCGUUUUCCAGUACCUCUGCCUUCGUAAUAAAUGUGUUGCCCAUUCUGUGUUUUUUUGCUAUACUUUGAAGCACCCAGAUAUAAAGAGCAAACCCCCAUUCAUAUUCCCUCUCCUCAACUUCCUCUGGCUCCUGCUCAUGGCGAUAGAGGGAGGAAGAUUGACGGUUUUCAGCAUCCUGUGCGACAAGUAUAAGCCGAGCCUCUGUCGAGAACCUCUGUACUUGGAGUAUCUAGAUAGGAUAGGACAGAUUUUCUUUGGACUCCCUCCUCCGCGGACACGGCCGACUUCCAUCCUAGGUGAGGCGUUGUUUCUGCUCGGUCCGAAGGGGCCGGCCGUCAUGGCCCGUGCGAGGAGCCGUUUAUCUAUUUUGAACUGUGAUGUGAAG
Molecule: messenger RNA, 666 nt
Organism: Darwinula stevensoni
Lineage: Eukaryota; Metazoa; Arthropoda; Ostracoda; Podocopida; Darwinulidae
Source: the annotation of a GenBank genome assembly